AUGAAGAUUGCUCCGCCACAUCUAUGCAACGGCCUCGACUUGUUUCGCAACCCCCCUUUCGUGCUGGGGCGCAUUCGCUUCGCCCUGCGCGUAGAUUCACCACCUCUCACCGAGGACGAAGAAGCAGCAUACACUUCUAGGCCGCAGAUCCGUCGACCGCCGACUCAACAUCAGUUCUCGGCCUUCUUGGGUGAAGACCACAAGAACAACCAUGAGGGCGGUGUUCAAGCACUUCGUCCAUCACGCUUUCAGCGAUUGAAGGCAAAGUUGAAGAAGACAUUGCGCCGUGCCAAGGACUUUGCCAUCUUCAAAUCGGUGCCAUCGCUCCGUCCCACAUACUGGAGCGACAAGAUACCAGUCGCUGCUGUUACCGCAGUCUGUAUCGUUCUCUGCGUCGGCAUUGUCAUCGCGUACAACGAUACCAGCCUCCUGAAGAUUCUCAGCGGGUUUUCAGGCGAUGCAGCUGCAGUAGCUGCAUCGCCAUACGUCAUUGCGAUGAAGGACAUAGGCAUUACCGGCUUGCCUCACCUGACCAACGCACCUCCCUGCACCUCGAUCUUUUCUGCCAGCAACGCUUACACAUACUACGGCACACGCUCGCGCCACGCCCUAUCUCUUGACGGCCAUGCGUCCAAAGCUCUGAGAAAGUGUACCAAGUCCGGCAUUCCCAUCUAUUGUCUCAUCGGCACAUGCAUCUUCCUGUUCCUGGGGUUUCUCAACGUAUCAAGCAGCAGCGCGAAACCGUAUUCCACCUGGGUCGCUCUGAUCUUCCUGACAUGCGUUGUCACCUGCUACGGGUACCCAGUGUUCCUACAAGGGCACUGGGCAAUCGAUACCUUCUUCACAUUUUACCUCCUGGUACUCCUCGCGCCGUUUCUGUUCUUUGGCUGGAAACUGCUCAAGCGCACUAAAUCUGUCAACCCUCUCGAGGCCGAUUUGGUAUGGCAAAAGCCUGUCAUUGAUGCGUAUGAAGAGGCUUUCGACGAGCCCCUCUCGGAUUUUGGCAAGAGAUUGGCCAUAUGUUCAUAUCAGGUCGGCGACUCGCUCGACUCAUUGGACACUCCGUCCAUGAUUGUCGACCUUGAUUUGAUGGAAGCAAAUAUCAAGAAGCUCAUGGAGCGCCUCCUUCCAACAGGCGUGAACAUUCGGCCACACCUGAAAACCACCAAGUCCGCACUGUUGGCCCAAAGACUUGUUGACGCUGGCGCAAAGGGCGGAUGCGUCGCCAAACUAUCCGAGGCUGAAGUAAUGUGCGCAAAAGGCUUUGACGACUUAUUGAUCACGUGUGAGAUCAUCGGUGCGCCGAAAGUUAAGAGAUUAGCGGAAUUGUUCAAGAAGCACAAGUCGAUCAGGAUCGUGGUGGACAGUGAAGUCGGCGCCAGAGCGAUCAAUGACGAGCUUAAGAAGAGUGGGGUGGAUGGCAGAAUCGCAGUCUUGAUCGAUCUCGACGUCGGUCUGCAUCGCACUGGCAUACAGCCCGGCGAGCCGGCGUUGAAGCUUGCGGCGUGCAUUGCUCAGCUAGAUCACAUGGCUUUGAUAGGCGUACAGGGCUACGAGGGACAUCUCCAGCAUGUGCACAGCUUCGAAGAGCGGAAAGCAAAGUGCCUGGAGUCGAUGCAGAUUCUCACUUCGACUGCCAAUGCUUUGCGAGAGGCCGGACAUCAGAUCGAUGUGGUCACGACAGGCGGGACAGGCACGGCUGAGUUCUGCAUAAGUGUACCGGGCGUCAAUGAAGUCCAGCCUGGAUCUUUCAUCUUCAUGGACACGGACUAUCGCGCUGCUAUUGGGACGACGUAUUCGAAUAGCCUUACUAUCUUGUCUACCGUCCUUUCAACCCAAGGGCCGAGGAUUAUUACCAUCGACGCUGGACUCAAGAGCUUGACGACGGACAGCGGGCUGGCUGAGUGUAAGACGCCAGGGUAUAAGUAUGGGGUCUUGGGCGAUGAGCAUGGGAGUUUGGAAUGGGAGGAUGGAUCGGAUGCACGGCCUUUGAAGGUCGGCGAUAGAGUGGAAAUGGUGCCGAGCCAUAUUGAUCCGACAAUCAAUUUGCAUGAUACAUACUUUGCAUACAGGAAGGGUGUCAUUGAGGAGAUAUGGGCGGUGGACUCGAGAGGAAAGGUGCAAUAA
Parastagonospora nodorum SN15 is the source of this 2127-nucleotide messenger RNA. RefSeq lists its product as hypothetical. Gene Ontology annotation, molecular function: D-serine ammonia-lyase activity. The coding region runs from base 1 to 2127 and encodes 708 amino acids. Gene Ontology annotation, cellular component: membrane. The transcript is spliced from 5 exons. The record is from RefSeq and is a predicted model, not a curated record. Gene Ontology annotation, biological process: D-serine catabolic process; transmembrane transport. NCBI's taxonomy places the organism in Eukaryota, Fungi, Ascomycota, Dothideomycetes, Pleosporales, Phaeosphaeriaceae.